Pangasianodon hypophthalmus (striped catfish) is the source of this 2663-nucleotide messenger RNA. It is a transcript of the gene gpaa1, whose product is annotated as glycosylphosphatidylinositol anchor attachment 1. Lineage: Eukaryota; Metazoa; Chordata; Actinopteri; Siluriformes; Pangasiidae. Gene Ontology annotation, biological process: attachment of GPI anchor to protein. The transcript is spliced from 13 exons. The record is from RefSeq and is a predicted model, not a curated record. Gene Ontology annotation, cellular component: membrane; GPI-anchor transamidase complex. Bases 145 to 1992 code for a protein of 615 amino acids.
UGUAGAUCUGAUGGUUUACCGGAAAUUCCGGUGUUCUUUCACUUCCGAUGAAAGGCAGAGAAAAUGAAUGUGUUUUUGCGGUCUUUUGGAUUUUAACUAAUUUUUUUUUCAAGGUAACAGUGAGUCCAGUGGAAGUGAUACAGCAUGGGUCUGUUAUCUGACCCAAACCGAAGGAAGGCGCUGACCAGUCUCCUCACCCGCCUCAACACUCCCAUAUGUGUGCUGUGCUACCUGGCGGGCAUUGCCUGGUUCAUGGGCCUGGCAUUUGAGCCGUUCACUCUGCGGACGUACAUGUCGGAGAACGCAAUGGGUUCCACUAUGGUGGAGGAGCGGUUCCCCUCAGGAGAAAGAGCCUUGGCUACUGCACGGGAGUUUGCAGCUCAUAAGAAAAAGGUUGGGGGCAUGCCGGUGGACUGGCUGGUGAAGACGAUGCAGGCCAGAGGGCUGGAGGUUUUCACUCAGAGCUUCUCACGUACUCUGCCUUUCCCUGACGAGAGCAAGGAGAGAUUUAUGGUUCGAGGCACCAAUGUGUAUGGGAUCUUGCGAGCACCUCGAGCUCCACGAACAGAAGCCCUGGUUCUCAGCGCCCCCUGCAGUCCUGGCAACAGCAACAACCAGGCAGUGGGCCUUCUGCUGGGUCUCGCCCAGUAUUUCAGAAGUCAGAUUUACUGGGCUAAAGACAUCAUAUUCCUGGUGAAUGAGCAUGAUCUCAUUGGCAUGCAGGCUUGGUUAGAGGGCUACCAUCACACCAACAUCACUGGGAUGAGCUUCACGCCACUACAGGGCCGAGCCGGCUCCAUCCAGGCCGCGCUCUCACUGGAGCUCAGCAGUGACGUCAUCACCAGUCUGGACCUAGUACUGGAGGGACUAAAUGGGCAGCUUCCCAACCUGGACCUGGCCAACCUCUUCCACGCCUUCUGCCAGAAGCUCAGCGUCCUCUGCACCAUUCAGGGGAAGCUUCAGAGGAACGACUGGGACAGUACAGAGGGUUACACUCACGCUGCACAGACCAUGAUGCUGAUGGUGCUGAAGCAGGCGAGUGGUCGGCCCUGGGGUGACCACGGUCUCUUCCUGCGCUACCACAUCGAGGCUGCGACUGUCCGCGGCAUCAACAGCUUCAGACACUACAAGACUGACGCCACCACUCUCGGCAGGUUGUUGGAGGGAAUGUUCAGGAAAUUGAAUAAUCUCCUGGAGCGACUUCACCAGUCCUACUUCUUCUACCUGAUGCCUUCGCUGUCUCGCUUUGUCUCUAUUGGAUACUACAUGCCUGCGUUUGGCCUGUUGGCUGCCAUCUUGCUGCUGCGAGCGUUGGAUCUGUGGGUCCAGAUUGGGAGUCCAGCUCCAGUAACCCAAGAUGGAGUCGGUGAAGUAGAACCGCCGUCUAGUCCGGGUGUCUUGUCCGUGCUGACUCCGAUAGUGAUCAGUCACCUGACGGGCGUGGCUCUGUACACCCUCCCCAUCCUGUCUCAGGACAUGGCAGUAGAGCACUUCCCCGUGUCCGAGACCGAGGCCGUGGUUCUCACCGCCGUCGCCAUCUACACUGCAGGCUUGGCACUGCCCCACAACACACACAGGUUGAUCUCAGGCGAGGGCACAGAGCAGGGUUGGCGGGUGCUGAAACUGGCAGCUCUACUUUACCUAGCUGUGCUGCUCGGCUGCACGGCUCUCAUCAACUUCUCCCUGGGCUUCCUCCUGGCCGUCACGCUGGUGCCUGCUGCUGCCUGCGUCACGCCACACAUGCCCAAGUCUUUAGGUGCCUUGGCGAUGGUGCUGCUCAGUCCAGGCUGCACAAUCCUCUACUGCAUCUUCCUCUUCCAGGACCUCCAGGAAGCGCCGGUCACGCUGCCUGAGUGUUGUGUGCUCUUCCUGUCCGUCAUCUCUCAGGGCAUCCUAGACCACGCCCUCUACGGUUCGCUGGUCUACCCGCUGUUGGCGCUGUUUGUGUAUCCGUGCUGGCUGCUUCUCUGGAACGUCCUGUUCUGGAAAUAACGAGAUGAACAAACUGAGCCUGUAAUGUGUCUGUCAGGGAAACAGAUCAGAGCACUCAGCCUGCCUUGGGGUGCACCUGAGAGGCAAUUUGGGGGAAACGAGGCAUGGAUUAACGAAUGUCCAUGAAGGGAGUGGUCAAGAAUAUGGGAGGAGCUACUGAAACAUAAGACAUAAGAAGAUAAAAAUUACGGAGGACAUUUUCUCCUGCAAGCUAUUUCUUUGUAUGUUGUUUGUAUUUGUUUUAGGAGACUACACAGGAAAGUUAUUUGUUUAACACUGGAAGGAAACGUAAAUAUGAUUUUUUGAAAAGUACGCAUCAGUGUUUGUCUGGGUACCCGAUGCUUCAGAACAGCUAGCAGGAAUCACUGAGUGUUGAUACUAAUGGCACAUUACACUGUGUGAAAAUGCAGCUACAAAGAGAACAAGUUCACAUUUAAGCCUUACUGGCAGCAGGUAGCUGAUAAACGGGGUACUUUUCUCUUAUUAAUGUGACGAGCUGUUCUGAACAAAGUAAAUGAGGCACAACAUCAUGAAGGCAAGCAUACAGCACACUAACCCAACCUGCAGUUUUGGUUUUCUUUCUUGGCAAAUCUGUUCUGAGUUGAACAUUUUUUUUUUCAUACUUGAUUUGAAAUGUACUUUUUUGUUAAUAAAAUGCCUAAAAACUGAAA